AUGGCCAGCAAUUCGACAUUAGAUCCAGUACUUGAAUAUCCAUAUAUGGAUUCAGUAGACCGGAUGAGAAUUUAUCCGAACAUUUAUGAUGGAGGAGCGCCUUAUCCAUCGGAAAGCAUUUAUGGGAGUUCAAUUGGGCAAGGUAAUACCAUGGGCAUCGCCCCUUAUAGGGAAUUUGUUCCAAGUAAUUAUAAUGGGGUAGAUUCUACAUAUACCAAUCUGGGGUACUCUUCUGUGUAUGAUGAGCAGGACUAUUUCUUUCGGGAACGGUUGAACCAUAAUCCAUAUGCUGAGGACAUGCGCAUAUCUCGGUCCUCGUCUUCUUCGAGGGCAAAUCUCUAUCCUUCCUCGAUACCACAGUCACAAGGGAGCUCGGCUCAUAUGGGAGGUCAAUACCCAGCGCGAUCCAGUAUGGUUCCCUCGAACGAUUCGAAGAAGCUAAAGUCCAAGCCGGUUGACUUGUCACACUUGUACUUGGUUAACACCAAAGACAGUGUAAAAUUGACUCAAACAAAUGAGUCGGUUGCUCACUAUUCUCACAAGGUUAUAAGUGAAUGCUUGGGGGAGGAUAAGAACGCGGUUUUGCUUCCUAGGUUGAAAGCUUUAGAUAUGUACAGGAAGAACGUCAAGAAGUCGAAGGAUCCCGACGUUAUGUUUCAAUACGCCCAGUACAUGUUGCAAACCGCUCUAACUAUGGAUAUCGCUCCAGGAGAGGGUUCGGGAGAUGAAAAGGAGAAUUCUAAGAAGGCACAACAAAAUGAGAACUUGAAGAAUCAAUUCUUGAAGGAGGCCAAGCUUUACUUGACAAAACUCAGUGUUAAAGGUUACAAAGAUGCACAGUAUUUGCUUGCUGAUGCAUACUCAUCGGGUGCCUUUGGAAAAGUGAAUCAUAAAGAUGCUUUCCCACUGUUCCAGUCGUCAGCAAAGCAUGGACAUAUAGAAGCCGCAUAUAGAACUGCUGUGUGUUUCGAGAAAGGCUUGGGUACAACCAGAGAUUCUCGUAAAUGCAUUGAAUUCUUAAAAUUUGCAGCUUCAAGAAACCACCCUGCUGCGAUGUUUAAACUAGGUUUAUAUUCAUUUCAUGGACGUAUGGGUUUACCACAGGACGUUAAUACGAAACAGAAUGGUAUAAAAUGGUUAUCUCGUGCAGCUGCUAGGGCGAAUGAAUUAACUUGUGCUGCACCUUUCGAGCUAGCUCAAAUUUACGAGAAUGGGUUUUUGGAUAUUGUCAUUCCUGAUGAGAGUUAUGCCACUGAACUAUAUGUCCAGGCUGCUUCACUUGGUCAUGUAGCUUCUACUACAAAGUUAGGAAAGAUGUAUGAGCAAGGGAAUGAAGUUAUUCCACAGGAUGCCUCUCUCAGUGUUCACUAUUAUACCCAAUCAGCCCUGAAGGGUGACCCGGAAGCUAUGUUAGGGCUUUGCGCAUGGUAUUUAGUCGGCGCACCACCAGCAUUAGAACUAGAUGACCGCGAAGCAUUCCAAUGGGCUCUAAAAGCAGCUAAAAAAGGGUACGCAAAAGCACAAUAUACAGUGGGUUAUUUCCAUGAGAAUGGUAAGGGAUGUAAGGAAGAUAUCUCAAUGGCGUAUAAAUGGUAUGAAUGUGCUGCAGAAAAUAAUGAUCCAAGAGCGAUUAAAAAAAUAGCUUCACGGAAAGCAUCCAAGAAAAGAAGCAGCAUCUUCUUUGGGUUCCCUUUCAGCAAAUCCGAUGACGGCGAUAAAUCCACAAUAGAGCUUGAUGAUAUAACAGAAGAAGCUACUUCAGAUGAUAAUAAUAAUAAUAAUAAUAAUAAUAAUAAUACGAAUUCUAACUCCAAUUCUACUACUAGCAGUGGGGAUGACGUCAAGAUCAGGGACUACAAAAAUAAAAAAACUAAUGAGGUUGACAGUUAUAGGCCUAAUACAAUGAGUAGCAUUGGAAGUAUUGACGUUCUCAACGUUAUUACGGAAGGAAACUCACCGGAUAUUGAAUUUGACGAUCCAACAUUUCCAUCAUACUUGCGGAAAUCUUCCACACCAACAGAUGCUAUGUACGCGGCUAAGGAUUGCCGGGAUCAGUCAAAGAAUCAACUUAUUCCCAUGCACCCCCCACCAAAUGCAGCCCAUUUAUUCAGUUCAAUGAGUGCAUACGACUCGAACUAUACAACUUCACAGAAUAGGAAGGAACAUUCUCAUGUUUCUAAACAUUCGCGUUCGACAUCGAGAUUGGACCCUUUAAUAAGAGGCUCAAAACCUCGUCCACUUGACAACAUUUAUCUACGUUAUUCACAAGAAGCUAAUCAUGGAUAUGGUAAUCACGGAUAUGGUAAUCGCUGGGCUGAGCCAUACGCUCACAACUCAGUACCGUCCGGUGUCGAUGGUAAAAAGGGCUAA
This is a messenger RNA of Eremothecium sinecaudum, 2370 nucleotides long. It is a transcript of the gene SKT5, whose product is annotated as Skt5p. The transcript has a single exon. The coding region runs from base 1 to 2370 and encodes 789 amino acids. Lineage: Eukaryota; Fungi; Ascomycota; Saccharomycetes; Saccharomycetales; Saccharomycetaceae. The record is from RefSeq and is a predicted model, not a curated record. Gene Ontology annotation, molecular function: protein binding.